Molecule: messenger RNA, 1938 nt
Organism: Bombyx mandarina (wild silkworm)
Lineage: Eukaryota; Metazoa; Arthropoda; Insecta; Lepidoptera; Bombycidae
Gene: rump
Product: heterogeneous nuclear ribonucleoprotein rumpelstiltskin
Cellular component (GO): nucleus; cytoplasm
Molecular function (GO): mRNA binding
Source: RefSeq, a predicted model, not a curated record
UCAAGGUGCAUCGUGUUUUGACUAUACCUACAUAAAUUCCAAAAUUUCUUUGGUUUGUAAUUUUGUAGCUACAAAUCUUACAACAGCUAGAUACAACUACCACUGUAAAUAGUACUUUUCACUCUGAACAAGUAUAAAUUCCGCUUUUAGUGACAUGGAUCUUCAGAAAGAAAAAGAACGCGACCGCUCGAGACGCGGUGAUAGGCCAUCGAGGUUCUCAGACGCCAACAGAGACCGGUCGUCUGACCGAGAUCGCACCGAGAGCAGGCGCUUAUUUGUAUCAAACAUACCAUACGAAUUUCGUUGGACGGAACUGAAAGAUUUGUUCAAAGAGAAAGUUGGAGAUGUGGCUUAUGUAGAAUUGUUGACCGAUGACAGUGGAAAAGCAAGAGGAUGUGGUAUUGUUGAAUUUACAAACACAGAGGCAAUGAAGAAGGCACUAUUUGUGAUGCAUCGGUAUGAGUUGAAUGGACGAAAACUUGUUCUAAAAGAAGAAACUGGAAAUGAAAGAAGAAUGCACACUUCUAGACCACAACAUAGAGAAGGGAGAAAUAAUAGAGAUGACAAAGACAAUUGGGGAAUUAAUAAGCCAAGAGAACCAGAGAAUUUAAACACAUAUGGAUUAAGUUUACAAUUCUUGGAAUCUAUCAAUGUUCAACCUCCUUUAGUGAAGAAAGUGUUUGUGGCAAAUCUGGAUUACAAAGCUGACCAAGCCAAAAUUAAGGAGGUAUUUAAAAUGGCUGGUAAAGUACGUAACAUUGAUUUGGCUGUUGAUAAAGAUGGUAAUAGUAGAGGAUUUGCUGUCAUUGAGUACGACCACCCAGUUGAAGCAGUACAGGCUAUUUCAAUGUUUGAUAAACAAAUGUUGUAUGAACGAAGAAUGACAGUACGUAUGGACAGAGGAGUAACAGACAAGGGAGAACUUAGGUUACCUGAAGGCUUAAAAGGAAUCGGCAUGGGACUAGGACCGAAUGGCGAGCCUUUACGUGACGUAGCUAGAAAUUUACCACAGGCUAACAACACAACUAACAUGAACUUGGCCAAUACAGCACCUACUAUAGGUGCUGGAGUUUUGGGUGCAGUUCCAACAGCAGCUGGUGUUGCAUUGAAUGGUUUAGGAUCUGGAUUGUCUGCGAAUGCUUUGAAUGCCAACAGUGCUCUUGGUGGAGGCUUAGGCCUACAGGCAUUGGGAUUGACUGGCUUAGGCGCACUCCAAAACCAGUUACUCCAACAAGGUUUGACAGCUAAUGAUUUAGCAACAGUUCUAACAGCACAGGCAAAUGUGAACCAAGCAGCUAGUUUGGGGAUCGGAAACAAUGAAAUGAAUUCUAAUGUUCUUACCUCUGGAGUUAUGGGUGGCAAUCAGAUGAAUUCUGGACCUCUUUCGAACAUUUCAGGUACAAGCAGACCGUUGGGUGUUUCAGUACCGAACCAGGGAUAUGGCCGCGAUACUGGAGUCCAACAAUCCACUAGGGACAAACCAUCAGACAUGGUCAUAAUUACCAAUUUACCACAGACAGUGACUUGGCAAUUGAUUAGAGAGAAGUUCAGUGAAUGUGGCGAUGUUAAGUUCGCUGAAAUGACUGCUCCAGAUACGGCCAUCGUUCGAUUCCACAAGGAAUGGGAUGCGGAGAGAGCUAUAAAAAUGUUCGACAGGACUCGUAUCGACGGCCGCACAAUCGAUGUGCGCUACUUUUAAACGCUAAGGAGAAAGUGGUUCAAGUCGUUCUCUUGUGGGGGUUUGUAUGCAAUCGGCUGCCCGGAUAAUGCGCUGUUUUAAUCCACGUCGUAGUGUCUCGUGAUAAAGUGUCCAAUAUCUUUCAAAUGAUGUUUAUCCUUUGACAAUCUUUAUUAACUUUUAGGUUUAAUCUUAGUGUAAGCUUCGUAAUUUUUGCUGUACCAUUUGAUGAGAGAAUUCAAUAAAAUAAAAUAACAUUA